Messenger RNA from Eriocheir sinensis (Chinese mitten crab), 4022 nucleotides. RefSeq names its product ankyrin repeat domain-containing protein 11-like. Gene Ontology annotation, molecular function: protein binding. The record is from RefSeq and is a predicted model, not a curated record. The coding region runs from base 266 to 2881 and encodes 871 amino acids. NCBI's taxonomy places the organism in Eukaryota, Metazoa, Arthropoda, Malacostraca, Decapoda, Varunidae. Gene Ontology annotation, cellular component: nucleoplasm. The transcript has 15 exons.
AGGAAGCUGACGAGAGCUUUGACAUCCGGCUCGUCCCUUAUCUCUUGCUCCAUAAUCCCCGCCGUGGCCACGUUAAUACUUUAUCCGUAGGUUGUAUUAGCCAAGGAAAUUAGGGAUUGGAGGGGAAAUGAGGUGUGCUGGGGAAAGGAAGAUGGUGAGAGAAAUGACAGUCACCUCACCUCGUCUCUUAUCUCCUGCUACUUAUUCCCGCCGUGACAACGUUAAUACCCUAUACGUAGUGUUUUCUGCCUGAUGGGUGACAACAAUGGUGAGACCAGUCCAUUCCAAGCGCAAACUGUUCAGUGCCAGCAAAGAACAGAAGGAAAAUGACCCAGCUGACAGUGAAUUGAGGGGCAAGACUCCCUCAGAGCAUCAGGGCCUAACGGACAGUAGCAACACGCUAAACAUUGGCUGUCAAAAGAGGGGUGGAAGCAGUGGUGUGGGCAGCCACGUAAAGACAAUGGUGGGGUGGGCAGAAGACGUGACCACAGCCCACCACACCCCCAGCCGGCCAGUCAUGCCCAUGUCUGAGAGGCAGCAGAUCGCCCUUCUCAUGCAGAUGUCCUCUCCCUCUCCACCAGAUAAGGCAGAACUGAACCGGUCCAGCAGCCCUCGCACACCCAACACUCCCAGCUUUGGCCGAGGAGUGAACAAACGUAACGAGAGGGGGGAGACGCCUCUCCAUGUGGCGGCGAUAAAGGGGGACAACGAGCGCAUCUCCCAACUCAUCUCCCAAGGGGCCGAGGUCAACGCCACGGACUAUGCUGGCUGGAGCCCACUUCAUGAAGCAUGUAACCGUGGAUUUUACGGAGUGUCCAAGUUGUUGAUUGAAGCUGGAGCAGACGUUAAUGCCAAAGGUCUUGAUAACGACACUCCCCUACAUGAUGCUUGCAUUAACAACCACUUUAAGUUGGUACGGUUGCUGCUAAGAUGUGGAGCAGGUGUUGAUGUGGUGAACCGGCGAGGGAAGACACCGAGAGACGUCUGUCGAUCACCAGGUAUUGUUGCACUAAUAGAGGCAGCGUCACGAGGUCUCAUACAAGAACUGGGCUCAUCUUCUGGAGACGAGCUUCCACAACCUUACAUCGGUGGUAGCUGCACAAGUAUGUCUAGGCGGACUCCUCCUGCCAACAAAUCUUCAGAGGACAAGCCUGGGGUAGGACCCGGGUCACCACGUGUCACUUUACGUCUGCCAAACGCAGUUUCACGCACACCAGAGAAGCCAAGACCCCACGACAGCAAAAACAUAAUGGAAAACAGUGAGGAUGUGUACGAGUUCAAGUGCAGUAAGGAUGAAGGGAGAGGGGAGGAAGAUGAGGACAAGACCGCAGCAGCUGCACCUCCAAGGCCAGAUGCUGGACCACCUGAAGACAAGGGAGACAAGAGAGGCAGAGAAGGAGAGACUGAAGAAGAUGAGGAAGCAAGAAAAAAGAGGAGAAAGGAGGAAGUGAAAGACGCAGCAGUUAAAGGUGUAGGACGAGGGGGUGGCCGUCCCACUGGAACCUCAGAUAAGAAUGUCAAGUCAGGAGGACGUGGGACCACUGCAGGGAACAAUACCGGUGGCAAUGCCCCCAAGCAGACUACCACAGUCAGUGGUCCACCUGCUGGGGAGCAGCGCAAGAGCCCUAUGGGGUCAGCAGCCAACAGUCCUAAACCUCCAAGCACCAAAAAUGGUGGGGACAGUAGUGACACUGAAGAUGAUGUCAAAAGUGAAUCCAGCUCCGGUGCCGGGCCCAAGGUGCCGCCCCUCAAGAUUGUCCUCGGCGGCGGCACUGAGCAGGAGACCAGCACACGUAACGGCAAGAGUUCCAGCAAUCGUCAGCUGCCGUACGUGGUGAACACGAGCUCUGGGGAAGAAAAAGAGGUUCCCAUGGACGGCAAGGAGCCAGGAGUGACUGUGAAGGUGAAUUGUGAUAAUGAGGAGCAAGGGGGUGCUGGCAGCAGUUCUGGCAGUGAGAAGGGCAGUGGCACCAGAAUCACCAGGUCCCAGCGAGGCAGCGGUGGUGGGGGAAACUCCAGCUCUGCAGAGGAGUCUACUACAGCCUCAACCUCAGUGGUGAAGCAGGAGGUGACGGUGAAGGUGGAGGAGGCCGCCCGGCCCACCACCACCAUGGACGAUGCCGUUCACCCCCGCAAGAGGAAAAUCAAGAUGAAGGAGCCAGAGUGUGAGCCUCCUGCAGUCUCCUUGGUGGAUCAGCCAAUGACUAAUUGUUAUGAAACCUUUCUCAAUAUCAGGAAACAGAUUGAGCGGCGACGUGAGAAUCUUCGACCUGUUCAGCCCAAGCCCCCCCAAGGGUUUAAAGACUACUUAAUGAACCGGUGCUCCUACGUCUUGGCCGGCAAUGCCACCUCCAGACUGUCGCCCAUCAUGACUCCGCCUGCCGCCUUGAAUCAGGUCCUCAAGGAUCUCUUUACAGAUCAGGAAAAGGAGCGCUACAGACUCCGACUUCAGCAUCUAAUAGAGAAGGAGAAAUUAGUGCUGAGUGUGGAGCAAGAGAUUCUGCGUGUUCACGGGCGUGCAGCGCGUGCAUUAGCCAACCAAGCGCUGCCCUUUUCUGUCUGCACAUUCCUGAAGGACGAGGAGGUUUAUAACAUUAUUUCACCGGAACAAGAGAAAGACGGCAAUGCGAGGUCUAGAUACAAUGGACGAUUAUUCCUCUCAUGGUUGCAAGAUGUAGAUGACAAAUGGGACAAGAUUAAGGAGUUCAUGGUUCUGAGACACCACAAUGAGGCUGAGUCGCUACAUGCAGUGCAGCGGAUGGACUGGGAGUGGAAGCUGAAGGAGCUUGGGGACUGUGAUGCAAAUUCCAGGCCACAUAUAGAUGAUUUACAUGUGCCUAUGGUCCAUGUAUCUGAUGACUUUGACCUCCUACCAGAAUGAAUUAGUUUACAUUUGCUGUAUGGAGUUAAAAGAGUUUUACAUCAGUAUACACAUGAUUUGAGCUUCACAUGCAUUUUAUAGGCAUGGAUAGUCUUCUGUCUAUAGUAAAUGGUCUUUGUGCUCACUGUACAGGGCAUAUACAGGAAUGAACCUUCACCACUGAGAAGGGGAUAGAGUUGAGAGAAACUCUGGCUGUGAUAUUUGUUUGCUGGUACUUUCCUGUAGGUCUAAAACAUAGCAUUACACAGGCCCAGACUCUAGUUCAAAUUUUGCAUAAGGUGCCCAAUAAAUCCCUAUGUUUGAAUGCUUUAUAGAUAAAUUACAACUUAUGAGCCACUGAAUAUAAUAAGUUGAUGCGUCUCCCAAUAACUACCAUAGGUUAGGAACUGUGUGUCAAAAGGCUGGGGUGAAGAAGGAGGUCUGUAUUUCUGUGAUAAUACAUUUGACUUUCAUAGUAUCUAGGGCAUGCAACACAAUCAUCAGUGAAUCAUUACCUGGGACAUCUCCUCUUGUGUCAAAGUGGAUGGUAUUGCUUCAUAUUAGAAUGCUUGUGGUGAAUGACGAUAAAAAAUGGGUUUAGAUUUUUUUUUAUUUGUUGGUUUCCUUAGAAAAAAUGGUGUAUGUUUGUGUGUGUGUGUGUGUGUGUGUGUGUGCACUACAUGUUUUAUGGAACUAAAUCAUAUUCGUUAUAUAAAUGUUCAUUGACGCCACAUUUUGCUUAAUGUUCAAGAUUAAUGUUUGACUUGACUUCACUCAGUAUGAUUAUCUAAUUGUAAUUGUUGCAUAGUCAUCAGAAAUUUGAUGUGGAAAUAUGUUCUAAGAAUGGCAUUGUCCAGUAUUUGUGCCAGUGUAUGAAGUGAGAAAUAUGAAUGGCUGGAUAAUAUUAGUAUGAAAAUUAUCAUCAGUCCAUUAAGUAAACUUGUCAUUUAAUAAUAAGUAUAUUAUAUUGUAAGAUUACUACUUGCUCAAUUUAAUAUAAUUUUAUUAAAACUUAUAAAAAAAAUGAGGAAGGACUUGGUUCUACAAGCCUGCUUGAACAUGUUGUAACGGAAAUAUCAAUAUGAUCUGUGUAUCAAGUGUUGGAUGUCUUGAACACUAAAGUGGUAAAUUCAGUCUAAGUCACAAUAAAUGAAAAAUUUCA